ACCAGGAGGCGGAGCGAGAGCUCGGCCUGGGCGGUAUCCUCCGGAGCGGCCGUCGCCGGGCUCCAUGGAGAAGCGGGGUGCGCCGCCGGCCGCCCCUCCCCGGGGCCCGGUGUUGCACAUCGUGGUGGUGGGCUUUCACCACAAGAAGGGCUGCCAGGUUGAAUUCUCCUACCCUCCCCUGAUUCCUGGAGAAGGACAUGACAGCCACAAUUUACCAGAGGAAUGGAAAUAUUUGCCAUUUCUUGCCUUACCUGAUGGUGCUCACAACUACCAGGAAGAUACUGUGUUUUUCCAUUUGCCACCAAGAUGUGGGGACCGAACCACAGUAUAUGGUGUCUCUUGCUAUAGGCAGAUAGAAGCGAAGGCAUUAAAAGUACGACAAGCAGACAUCACCCGAGAAACAGUGCAGAAAAGUGUCUGUGUUCUCAGUCAGCUGCCUUUGUAUGGGUUACUUCAGGCAAAGCUGCAGCUCAUUACUCACGCAUAUUUUGAAGAAAAAGACUUCUCACAAAUUUCAAUUCUAAAGGAACUUUAUGAUCAUAUGAACAGUUCCUUGGGAGGGACUUUGUUAGAAGGGUCACAAGUUUAUCUUGGUCUGUCUCCUCGGGAUCUUGUUCUUCACUUUAGACACAAGGUCUUGAUCCUUUUUAAACUGAUUCUUCUAGAGAAGAAGGUGCUGUUUUAUAUUUCUCCGGUAAAUAGAUUAGUGGGAGCUCUGAUGACUGUCCUGUCAUUAUUUCCUGGUAUGAUUGAGCACGGUCUUACUGACAGCUCACACUAUAGACCCAGAAAAAGCGUAUCAGAGGAUGCUGGCUUGCAAGAAACUACACCAUGGUUAGAUAACUCAACUUCUGUGUCUGCUGGUGGUAUUUCGAAUACAAACUUGGGAACAGGGAAGGGAGGCAAGAAGAUGGCAGGAAACCACUCAGUGGAAGGUCAAAAAGCAAACAUUCCUUUCUGCCAGUCAGAGAAGACUUACAAUGGAGCUCAGUCCUCCAAUGGUACUGUGCAACAUCUAGAAGUUCCUUCCCGCACUUCUCCAGAAUCCUCUGAAAGUGACUGGGAGACCUUAGAUCCUAGCAUUUUGGAGGAGUCUAGUAUGAAAGGAGAAUGUGAAAAAGCAGCAUUGGAACAGGUGGAAAAUCGUCCAAGUGAAUGCCCGAGCUCUGAAAGUCUUCCAAUCACUGUGCAGCCCCAAGCAAACACAGGACACAUGGUGCUUGUUCCAGGACUCAUAUCUGGCUUGGAAGAGGACCAGUAUGGUAUGCCGUUGGCUAUUUUUACGAAGGGAUACCUUUGCUUGCCAUACAUGGCACUGCAGCAACAUCAUCUUCUGUCAGAUGUGACAGUCCGCGGCUUUGUUGCGGGAGCCACCAAUAUCCUCUUCCGGCAGCAAAAACAUCUGAGCGAUGCAAUUGUGGAAAUAGAAGAUGCUCAUGUACAAAUCCAUGAUCCAGAACUUCGUAAGAUCCUGAACCCUACAACUGCUGACCUGAGAUUUGCAGAUUACUUGGUGAAGCAUGUAACUGAGAACAGAGACGAUGUUUUCCUUGACGGCACUGGAUGGGAAGGAGGAGAUGAGUGGAUCAGGGCUCAGUUCAGUGCUUAUCUUCAUGCACUGCUUGCUUCUGUGCUGCAACCAGACAAUGAAAAGACUUUGUCAGACUUUGGAACAGCCUUCGUAGCAGCCUGGAAAAAUACUCACAACUACAGAGUAUGGAAUAGCAACAAGCAUCCAGCUCUUGCAGAAGUACAUUCUAGCCAUCCAUUUCAGGGACAAUACUCUGUGUCAGAUGUUAAAUUAAGAUUGUCACAUUCUGUGCAAAACAGCGAACGUGGGAAGAAGAUUGGAAAUGUGAUGGUUUCUACUAGCCGAAAUGUUGUGCAAACAGGAAAAGCUGUAGGUCAGUCGGUUGGAGGAGCCUUCACAAGUGCAAAAUCAGCCAUGUCAUCAUGGUUUUCCACUUUUACACAGUCAAGCCAAAGCCUUGGGGACUAAGUGAUGGUUUUGCCCAGUGCUGCUAAGUAUUUCAGGUGCAAUGGUUUCUCUGAGCUGUAAAAGGACUGCUCCAAAAAGUAGGAGGGAAUACUACCUAUCCAGGACCAAAACAAGGCAUAUGUUGCUUUCAAGGAGAUGUGGAAUGUUAUCAUUCAGUUUCACUAGAAGUAUAGAAUGGUGAGUGCCUCCAUACAAUGAGAUGGCAUUUGCUGGAUAUUGGUUGUGUUUAAAAUGACUACUUCAAAUCUGAGCCUUUAUAAAGACGUUAGCAAACAAGGCUUGUUGCAAGCCAAAUGUGUUUGACUUUAGAUUUGUACAUUUUCUUGGAUGUUGAAGAUAUUUAUGUAAAGUAGUUAUAUUUUUCAAUCCAAGUAGCCAAAUGGUUGUGAAUCUUCUUAGAAAUAAGCAGAGUGUGACUACUGAUUCAUCUUUCAAGUUGGGUUAGAGAGCAUGUCAGCAACAGUUAAAAGGGUGGUUAUAGGGUAUAUAGUGGCUCAAAGCCAGGUAGCACUUUGCUGGUUCCACCUGCAGACUAGAAUCAGCAGGGUGCAGAAUAAGACUGUGGCUGACUUCGGAGUGUUUCUCCUUUCUCAUCUAUAGCCACGCACAGUUUUUUGCAUUAAUCUCUCUAGCUCUCUUUGUGUCUGCAAGUCUGUGUAACAAUUGCGAAAUCACUCUUUUCUUGGUAUUACACAGUAGGCCUUUGUAACAGCGUAUGUUUUGGCAGUGUUUUACCCCAGGACAUGAACAGGAUUCCAGUUGGAGACAUCUCUUCAUGAAAAGUAUUACAAAACAAUACUCCAAAAUUAGGAUUGAAUCAUAGACAGUUUUCUGAGGUCUUGCUCUGUUAGGAUAUAAUUACACCAUCAAUGUAAUUAUUAUGUAUAUGAAUACUAAGUAUUAAAAUUACCUAAGCUAG
Messenger RNA from Gallus gallus (chicken), 2918 nucleotides. It is a transcript of the gene AVL9, whose product is annotated as AVL9 cell migration associated. NCBI's taxonomy places the organism in Eukaryota, Metazoa, Chordata, Aves, Galliformes, Phasianidae. Gene Ontology annotation, cellular component: cytoplasm. The record is from RefSeq and is a predicted model, not a curated record. The coding region runs from base 65 to 1999 and encodes 644 amino acids. The transcript is spliced from 16 exons.